GAGUAAGAGAGACACGCCUAUAUAUAAAUGGGGGUUCGAGUGUAAGCGCGUUCGAAUGACGGGCCGAGGAAGGCUAUGGGCGCUUCCGACCUCGAUCCCUACGAUAUCAGUUCACGAGGUCCUCCUCCCCCGCCACAUCGCACGGUAAGACCAAGUAGGUCGUCGACGACAGCGGCAGCAGGCGCAAUCUUGGUAUGUUCUCCUUUGACAAGUGGCUCUUUUCACAGGGUCCAGUCGAUCUCAGCGACUGCGGCAGCUUGAGAGUGGCGAUGGCACUAUGCUGGUUUUGCACGAUGGUCAAUGGAGGCGGAAUUGCCCCGAGUAAGGUGGCUUUGGGAGAUCGUGGGUAUCGGCAGGAUUUCGAUGUCCAGGCGCAAUCAAAUGCCGAGGCUAUUAAGCACAAGGAUAUCUUUGAACAGUUGUGCAGCCGAAGCAGGGCGCGAAGGAAGACUUCGUUUUCUGGGGGAUUGGGGAUUGAAGCGGGUGUUGUCGUCACUUGGGAGGGCGAGAGGAGCGGUCGAGGUAGAUGCAGUUCAGCGCCGACAGAGGGCUCGCGGUUAAGAGUAGGAUGGGAUGUAACAGAAGUGGCGUCGAAAGGAGGACGGUCCGAAGAAGGUAAAUGCUUGCUAAGCACACUGUCGAGCGUUUUGUGGUAAGGAGUCGAAGAGAUGAGGGGUUGGAGGAGACAAACAAAAGUCCUGAGGUCGGUUCAGACAAGCACGUUGAAUUAGUGAAGUGAACGGGAGGUGGACAGAAACAAGGACUUGGCUCGAAGGAGGUGAGG
This is a messenger RNA of Colletotrichum navitas, 784 nucleotides long. RefSeq lists its product as uncharacterized. The transcript has a single exon. Lineage: Eukaryota; Fungi; Ascomycota; Sordariomycetes; Glomerellales; Glomerellaceae. The coding region runs from base 195 to 656 and encodes 153 amino acids. The record is from RefSeq and is a predicted model, not a curated record.